AGCAAGUUGACUUUAAAGUUUACCAUCGAUCGAUUGAUAGUUGGUAGACAUCAGUGGUCACUGUUCGACUACGUAUCCGCAGCAUCAAUCAUCAUGUACCUUUUGCACACUACGACCAAGAAACUAGAGGAAUUCGUUGAUCCUCCAGAAUAUGCUAUUCUCUCGCACCGAUGGCGCGAGGAAGAAGUCCUCUUCGCAGAUAUCCAUCACGAGCAUGUGAAAUGCAUGAAAGGCUAUGCUAAAAUCGAGGGAUGCUGUGAACAGGCGCGACGCGAUGGGUAUCAGUACGUCUGGAUUGAUACCUGCUGCAUCGACAAAAACAGCAGCGCAGCGCUCGCAGAAGCAAUAAACUCCAUGUACAUGUGGUAUGAAGAUGCCCAGGUAUGCUACGUGUACCUAGACGAUGUUGCGGAUGACGGAGACCCGGGAACUGGGUCCGCAUUUGCGAGAAGCGAGUGGUUCACCAGGGGGUGGACUCUGCAAGAGCUCAUCGCGCCCACGAGCGUGUUCUUCUUCAACAACCGUUGGAGAGAGAUCGGGAGCAAGAGCAGCUUAGCUGGACUUCUCUCGUCCAUUACGAGGGUGCAUCCCGACGUAUUAACACGCGUACAUGCCGAGUCAGACAUAUUAAUGGUCACCAGAGCAUCCUUCAGUGUCGCAACCAGGAUGUCGUGGGCUGCAGGGAGGAAGACAACUAGACCAGAAGACAGAGCCUACUCUCUCAUGGGACUAUUCAAGGUCCACAUGCCUGUCAUCUACGGAGAGGGGGAAACAAAGGCUUUCUUCAGACUUCAACUGGAAAUCAUGCGUACUUCGCACGACCAGAGCAUCCUUGCUUGGAGCAAGCCUUUGGCAGGUGGCAAUAAAUCAGGGACUCAGCCCUUUGCGCUAAAUCCUGAUCAUUUUGCCAAGUCGGGCGAUAUUGAAGACGUGCCCUCCAGGCAAUGGAUACGUUACAGUCAAGAAUUCAUUAGCCCAGACUCUGUCCCCAGGCUUGACUUCGCCGCCACCAACGACGGCUUGGAUAUAAGCCUUCCCUUACUCGCUCUGGGGGAUGAAUCGGACGAGUUCAUUGCUCUCCUGAGCUGUCAACGUCGCGUAAGCGAAGGAAAGCGCCCCUUCGUCGGCAUUCGUCUUCGGAAGUCCUUGCCCAAUGCCGAACGUUACGAAAGGAUAGAUGCUCAUAUCCUCGAGGACAUGUUCGACCCUCGCGAUGAAUUCAAAUUCAAACAAAUACACAUUUCGUAUCCGUUAUCUGUGGACACCCAUAUGAUCUUCUUCAGCACCUCAACGUCGCUUUUCAUUCAAAAUGUCAGGGUAGAAGAGCACGGCUUCUUUGUGGUUGAUAUGGAGACGGCCCCCUCAUGUGUCCUGCAGAUGCGUGAUAGUAAUAUUAUCCUGCAGAUGAGAAGACCACUCCCAUCAGCAAAUCCACUACGAGAUUCCGAAGGAUCACAAAAUCUAUCUCUGACUGUGGAUUCGUCAUGGUUAGCAUCAUUGACCUACCAGAACCCAGAUACGAAAGAGCAAUUCGUCGUCUCUGCAGGGGUAUCAUGGAUACGAGAUGGGGGCCCGUGGCUCCAAAUUACCGCAGAGAAGCCUCGUGAUCAACCCAGUCCGCUCAAGAUCGACUGGACUUCUUACCCGCUCCAAGCAGGCGGGAAAGUGACAGCGUCGGUGAGGAAAGGUGGAAAUGCUUCUGCUGGCGAGAGGCGUUCUAAAAUCAUCGAGCGGUAUUCAGUCAACAUUACAGUCUAUGGUGCCUUGUGACUCGAAAACCGGAAGCAGGUUUGGAGGGUCGGUGGACUGGGGGUUCCACAGACAGGAACUAUGCACUCGGGUCUCCACGGCCCUUUCCAUAGCUUAGUCAGCACGUAGACUAGGGUUCCAGCAUGUUUGUAGCUUAGUUUCACCAUCAUCAUAGUCGGUUUGCCUUGCCUUGGCCUAAGCCGCUGGCCCCUGCUCCAUCAGCAAGGUAUGGUUAUUAGCGCAAAUAUCUGGUACGUAGGUCCACAUACCUCGUGUACUCGCGUAGAAGACUCUUACGCGCUUCGAAGUACUUGGAGGU
Molecule: messenger RNA, 2068 nt
Organism: Suillus paluster
Lineage: Eukaryota; Fungi; Basidiomycota; Agaricomycetes; Boletales; Suillaceae
Product: heterokaryon incompatibility protein-domain-containing protein
Exons: 2
Coding region: 94-1770 (558 amino acids)
Source: RefSeq, a predicted model, not a curated record